AUGGCAAUAUUUUCAACACAUGAUGGUGGUGACAAUCAAGGAGGAGGAGGAGAAGAUGCUGCUGGAAACAACGCACCAGCAAGGUCAAAUGAUGCUGAAGAAGAAUUGAAUCGGCUGAUCCUCAUGUUUAUUCUGUGUUUGGAAAAGGAAAAAGAAGAAAGAGAAGGAGAAGGAGACGCAGACGCAGACGAAGACGAAGAAGAUGAAGCAAAUCUGCUGGGCAACAAUACCGGGGCGAAAAUGCGAAUGGUGGGGUUGAUGCGAGGAGUCAAGGCAUUUGCACAGCAGUUUCAGCAAACAAUUAGAGGAGCAAGUGGAGAUAAUGCCAUAAAAAACCCCGAUGCCUCGCUCGUGAUCAAGGCAACUACGGGCUCCUUCUUGGUUCUCGAGUUGGAGAAAAAUUAUCAUCUCGUAUGCUGCAUAUCAUCAACAGAUGAGAUUGUGAUGAAGCAAUUGGAGAGUUUGAUACGACAAAGAUACUCAGCAUUUAGCUUGCUGAACAAGUCCAUUCCGGUCUUGACGAAAGAUAUUGGUGCUCAAGCCGUGGGGGACACCCUUGGCAAAUUCUGGCUCCACUUUAUGGCGUCGUACAACCGCGCCAACGUCAAGGUAGAAGGGAUGAAAUGGCCCAAUUAUUUAAAUCCAGGCGGAGCUUUAACACUUUUGGCAGAAAGCGGGAACAUCAAACUCUUGCACAAGAAAUCCUCUUUUGGCCUACAGCCAAGACUUCAAGAUGAGUUUUUGAAAAUGUUGAAGAAUGAAAACACCGUGCCACAGGGAAUAAUAGUCAACUGCAUUGACAGGUCAAAUUCGAAACUGCUAGGCUUGAUAUUUGCACGCUUAGUGACAGAUUGCAAACUCAGGGAAGAGUCGCUUAUUGGUUUGUCUAAUUACAUCGAGGAGGAAGUCAUGAGCGGCGGAAGCACGGAUCCCAGAGACGAGAGUGCAUCUUUGCACGAGUCACCAUCGUCACCAUUGUUAGCACCACCACCACCACCACCGUCGUCAGCAUUACCGCAGCCUGGCCAAGCGCAGGACUUGUCUCUUUAUAAUCCGCUCAGAUACACCGACACUUUGAUGAGUCCCUUGUACUCGGUAUCCAACAUAAUGAGAUUGAAAAAUGUAUAUGAUCCUUCAAACCUGGCACCGGAGAGAGAGCUGGAAGUGAACGGGAACCACGUGCAGGAACAACAAGAAGCAGGUGGAAGGUGGUUUUCAAUUCCUGCCGUGUUUAGCAACAAGCUUGCGUCGCAACCACAGGGCCAACUUCAACACGGACCGAGUGAAGUUAAUGGGCUUCUCAACAACGUUGAUGCAAACACGGAUGCAACCGAAGAAGGCCAUGACGAAGCGCAGCAUGACGUUUCAGAAGAAGAGGAAGCGGAGGAGCCCGCCAGUUCCGGGAUCUUUAUUUUUGGAAAUAGGGCCAAUGAUACUACGACGAAACGCAAGAUUAUUUAUUUGCCUUUGCAGGAGUCAGAAGAAGAAGAAAAAGAGCAAGGAGAGGCAUUUUGCGAAUGUGAACUUAUCAGCUAUUCGCACGACGGCAUCGUGGUGACUUUGAUUUAUCAAACACUGCAAACUGCACCUGAAACUGAAACUGGAGAGUUUUAUGACCAGUUGGCAGAGUCGAUAUUGGAACCCUUGAUAGAAGAGAUCCAUGGUGAAGUCAACAACGGCAGUGUAUUUAGCAGGAAUCUCGCCAGCAGCAUGGGCUCAUUACGAACAUUGAACAUACCGUAUGAACUGGUGUCAAGAGUCGAUAACGAUUUCUUCUACGCCAUCUAUGAUCUCCGUGACAACUCGUAUCGAUCGUCACUACCGCAAUUGCCACUCGUGAAGCCCAACAAUGAAUCAAUCUACCACAUUCACGACCAGUUGGUCAAGAUCCUAACUCCCGUUUUCAAGCUGAGAAAUGAGGCGAGUGCCGUUAAUGAAUAUUUCCACAAGUUCACCACCAGUUACAAGAACGACUGGAUGGUUUACUAUAUCAAGUACGGGCACAAACUAAUCCUAGUCAUAAAAAAUAAAAGCAAAAAUAAAAAUAGCAGCAUCAAGAACAAGAACAAGGCAUUGAACGGCACAAGUGGUGCUGAACUCAACAUCGACAAGGGCUUAUUGGAUCAGAUGACUGGAGCAUUUUCAGAGUAUGCAAAUUUGGGGUUUUUGGAUAACUUGGGUGACGAUGUAAAGUAUUGGCUAGGUUUGGUGGCCGAGGAUGCAGAAACUUGA
This is a messenger RNA of Lodderomyces beijingensis, 2232 nucleotides long. Lineage: Eukaryota; Fungi; Ascomycota; Pichiomycetes; Serinales; Debaryomycetaceae. The record is from the annotation of a GenBank genome assembly.